Molecule: messenger RNA, 3118 nt
Organism: Polyodon spathula (Mississippi paddlefish)
Lineage: Eukaryota; Metazoa; Chordata; Actinopteri; Acipenseriformes; Polyodontidae
Product: protein Wnt-2-like
Exons: 5
Coding region: 280-1347 (355 amino acids)
Biological process (GO): cell fate commitment; neuron differentiation; multicellular organism development
Cellular component (GO): extracellular region
Molecular function (GO): cytokine activity; frizzled binding
Source: RefSeq, a predicted model, not a curated record
UUUAGAAUGGUGAGGGAAAUCACACAGUCACUUGAAACUAAUUGGGUGUUAAAUCCGUAUAUUUAAUUAAUUUAUGUAUUAUUUAAUAACUAAUAGUACAGGUCAUUAAAUAAUUUGAAUUAAUGACAAUAUCAAGGUAUCUGAAAUACAUACAACUGUAUCUCAGAAGGUAGCGGGAGAUGCUUUAAUGCGAUCUUUCUAAAUGAGAUAUAUUUUUCGACCAAUGGAAUUAAUUACAAGAGUGUGAUCGAAUGCUGAUCCAGGUACAAGCGAUAUAAUAUGAACUUCCUGCCGUGUGGGAUCUCGUUCUUUCUGUCUUUAUUGAUCUGCUGGUUCACAUCCAGAGUCGGCUCGUCUUGGUGGUACAUGGGUAGGCCUACUCUGGGUUCCCAAGUGAUGUGCGAUAACAUUCCCGGAUUAGUGAACAAGCAGCGGCAGCUGUGUUACCAGCAUCCCAAUGUGAUGCAGUCAAUUGGAGUUGGGAUUACUGAAUGGAUUAGAGAAUGUCAGCAUCAGUUCCAGCAUCACCGUUGGAACUGUGACACGAUGCCUCGAGACCACACCCUCUUUGGCAGGGUUCUGCUCAGGAGUAGUCGUGAAGCUGCAUUUGUCUAUGCCAUCUCCUCCGCGGGUGUGGUGUAUUCGCUAACCCGAGCCUGCAGUCAGGGGGAACUGGAAUCCUGCUCCUGUGAUCCCAAGAAGAAAGGCUCCUCCAGCGACAAUAAGGGCACCUUUGACUGGGGGGGCUGCAGCGACAACAUAGACUACGGCAUCCAGUUUGCACAAGCCUUUGUAGACGCCAGGGAGAGAAAAGGGAGGGAUGCCAGGGCCCUGAUGAAUCUUCACAACAAUAGAGCUGGGAGGAAGGCAGUGCAACACUUUCUGAAACUAGACUGCAAGUGUCAUGGCGUAAGUGGCUCUUGUACAGUAAGGACUUGUUGGCUGGCAAUGGCAGAUUUCCGGAAGACCGGAGAUUACUUAUGGAGAAAGUACAAUGGAGCCAUCCAGGUUCUCAUGAACCAGUAUGGCACUGGUUUCACUGUUGCCUACAAGAAGGUUAAGCAGCCCACUGAACAUGAUCUGGUUUAUUUUGAGAACUCGCCAGAUUAUUGCGUCAGGGACCGUGAAGCAGGAUCUCUGGGCACUGCUGGCCGGACCUGUAACCGCACAUCCCGUGGCGUGGACAGCUGUGAAGUGAUGUGCUGUGGCAGGGGAUAUGACACUGCCAGCAUCUCGAGGAUGACACAGUGCAAGUGCAAAUUUCACUGGUGCUGUGCUGUCCAUUGCAAAGACUGCCACGAGGUGGUUGAUGUGCAGACUUGCAAAGCUCUAAAGAAUACAGAUUGACUGGAUCAAACAUGACGUGAGAGCAGAACUUAGAACAUUGGACAUUUUGCACCAUGUAGACUGCAUAUAAUAAAGAAGAUAUAAAGAAGGUAUUUAGCCAUAUGGAAAUUAUAUUAUUGCAGAUAAAUACCACUUUUUAAUUUUUUUAUUUGUUAUACCAGCAACAGGAAAAAAUACAUAUAUAUUUUGAAACUUUCCUGAACUUCCUAAUGUCAUGGGACUAUUUAUUUAAACCAGUAAUCGUGCUCAAAUCUGAGUAGGAUAUCUUUAAACUAUUCUAAAGUGUAAAGAUACUUGCUGCAUAACUUUAAAUAAAUAUUAGAAACAUUGUUUAUGUAAACUGUUUGAAACUAUAACCACUGUAGGAAAAUGAAAAAAAGAAAGCAGUGUUCAUACAUACAGUGACCUUUGUUUUCUCAAACUGGAUCUGCUAAUUUAAGCACACCAUUACAAUCCACAUAGCGUAUGUCCAUCCUUAAGCCAUCAUACAAAUGUGAGGUCAGUGUACAGCUGCAACAUGUUGAGAAGAUGACCUUCACUUUGAAUUUUCUACAAAGUCUUUUGUAAAGCAAACAGACAUAAUAUAUACUUUUCAUAUUUUGUCUUUGUAACAUGUUGUCUUUGUCUGAGACUGUGUUCUUUUUAAAUAUGGCAAUUGAAAUGUACAGUACAUUUAUUUGUUUUUUUGCCAAAUAAAAUAAACUAAAUGGAACACUUGGAAUGAACUAUUUGUUUUGUAGCUUUGGUCUGGUUAGAUUGGGGAUUAAAUGUGAGAAUAGGUACGCAGACUAAUUGCACAUUAAAAAAAAAAAAAAAAAAACGUAGAUAUGUUCAUAACAUCUUAAGACACUGACCAGAUACCACCGCCAGUUAUCUGAUUAGGGUUUAUUGGAAGUUUUUCUGAAAACAUUAAAAUCAUGUAAAAAUCCUUUGUUACCAAUUAACAUUUAAUUAGUAUCAUGUUCGCACAGCAGGUUAUUAACACUUCAAAUGAAGUCACUCUACAUGCACUUGAAAAAAAUAACCCUGUGCUUUGAAUCCAUACCACAUACUUAGACAACUUUACACAAACAUUUGGUCUACUGGCCUUGUGAUGGUGACAAGUGAAUUAAAGCUCUUUUCUGGGAUGAGAUGUGCCUUUUGACGUUAAUGACAUUCAGGGAUUUUGAAACAACAUAAAACUAUAGAGGUAAUUAGUACUGCAAUGAUCAUUAUCUUGUAUUCUGAUGCAUUUCUGUGCUCACAAAAGCUGCUGUUGUUAAUUUGAUAGUUUUUAGUAAACAUAAAACCUAUUGUAGCUUGCUUAUAUCUUCUUGUUAGUGUUCGAAUAUCCAUUCCUACUUCCUAAAAUGUACUUUAAAUACUUUGCAAACCUUUUGAGAUCUUUAUGAAUCUUACAGCACAAACAAUACACGCUUAUUAUAUUUUGCUAAAUAACUAAUUAAAACAAUGACCUUUGUGAUUAAAGAAAGCGUCUUGGAAUCAAAAAAGUUAAGAGUUUGAAUGUGUUUUGUUUCCCAUCCCCUACAGUCGCUGUCUCUUCUUUGAUCAGCCCCUACCUUUCAAAAUGUGACCUUGAUACAGAGCAGGGAGCACAUUCUCUAGCUGCUUUUCCAAAUGUGCAGCCAAUUGUUGGUACUUGUUGGCAGCAAACAAUGCAAAUUUACUUUCGCUGAUAAAACAAAAGAUUUUCUCUCAAGCGUUAGUUUUUUCACAGGUUAAAUUAAGGACCUGGUUAACAGUUAAUGAACAAGGCACACACUUACGUUGC